AUGAAACGCCACCGUGUACCUUCCAAUAAAGAGGGGGAGACCACUGGUGGGGGACCAGCAAGAAAGACAUUUAAAUCACAAAAUCAGCCAGGAACUUCCAGCAAAAAAAAGAGAACAGAUAAAGAAGGAAGAAAACAAGGUCAAAAACCAAAGCAGGUCAAUCAGACAGUCAAAAGGAAGGCUAAGGAACAUGGAGACCAUUCCCCUGUAGAAGAAAAAGGUUCUUCAAAAAAGGUGAGGCUAACCAGUGCUAAAAUAGGAUCCUGGCAGAUUCUCUCAGAGAGCAGCAGGCAGUUUCUGGAAACCAUAAUGGAUUCAGUAAUACUAUCUGUUCUGUGCCAACAAAGUGAAAGAAAACAUGAUGUUCAGAAGCACCUCAACUUACUGAAAAAAACGGUGCUGAAAGUUUUCAAGACAUUAAAAGUGCCUCCAGGGAAGCUGAGCAACCUGAAGAAUGUCUCAGGCCUUCACUUGGCAGAGAAACAAAUGCUUGAGACAAAUGAAGAGUCUUUGGUACAAUUGCAGGAUGAAAUAAAGGACACUGAGCGAUCAGCAGAACGCAUUGAAGAAACUGUACAGCAGCUGCAGUGCAAAAUCCAGGUGCUCAAGAAGGAGUUAGAGGAAAAUGAAAAAGAGGCCAGGAAGGUGUUCCAGGAGAAUGCCAGUGGAGCACUCUGCCUUCCAGAACUCCCCAAGAGAAGUUUACAAGCACCCACUUUCCAGGAAGAAAUUUUGAAGAUAAAAAAUCAGAAAGACCUUUUAAAAGAUCUGGAAACUAUCCAGCAGUCAGCUCACUUGAAGAACAUGUUAAGCCUCAUUGAAAAGACCUAUGAGAAGGUGGACUUCCUUUGA
Chaetura pelagica (chimney swift) is the source of this 852-nucleotide messenger RNA. RefSeq names its product centromere protein Q (gene CENPQ). The coding region runs from base 1 to 852 and encodes 283 amino acids. The record is from RefSeq and is a predicted model, not a curated record. Lineage: Eukaryota; Metazoa; Chordata; Aves; Apodiformes; Apodidae. The transcript has 8 exons.